AUGCCUUCCGAUCAAGCUUUCUUCCAUUACUCCGUUAUCUCCUACUUCCUCAUCGCACCACCCACCUUCAUCUCCUGCCAGUUCACGACCGCCCCUUACGGCAAGCACCACCGGAAGGGAUGGGGUCCCACCAUCCCCCCACCACUAGCCUGGUUCCUCAUGGAAAGCCCCACCCUAUGGUUCACACUCCUCCUCUUCCCACUGGGCCAACACCGUUCUGAUCCAAAAUCAAUCAUCCUCAUUACACCUUUCAUCUUUCACUACUUCCACCGCACUAUCAUCUACCCUCUCCGCCUCCGCCGCAAACUCUCAAAUGGGUAUCCGAUCAGUGUCGCUCUCAUGGCCUUCACCUUCAACCUCUUCAAUUCUUACUUGCAGACCAGAUGGGUGUCUGAAUACGCAGAUUACCGGGCCGAUGAGUGGUUCUGGUGGCGAUUUUGCGUUGGAUUGGCGGUUUUCUUGGGUGGUAUGGCGGUGAAUGUGAAAUCAGAUAUGGAAUUGAUGAAAUUGAAGAGUGCCGGCGGUGGGUAUAAGAUUCCGAGAGGCGGUUUCUUUGAACUUGUGAGCUGCCCAAAUUACUCCGGUGAGAUAGUAGAGUGGUUGGGUUGGGGAUUGAUGACCGGGUCAUGGGUCGGGUUAGGGUUUUUCGUAUACACUUGUGCCAACUUGGUGCCAAGGGCACGUGCGAAUCACAAGUGGUAUAUGGAGAAAUUUGGUGAAGAUUAUCCCAAAGGGAGGAAGGCUGUAAUCCCAUUUGUGUAUUGA
Messenger RNA from Lactuca saligna, 765 nucleotides. The record is from the annotation of a GenBank genome assembly. NCBI's taxonomy places the organism in Eukaryota, Viridiplantae, Streptophyta, Magnoliopsida, Asterales, Asteraceae.